Rubroshorea leprosula is the source of this 1616-nucleotide messenger RNA. NCBI's taxonomy places the organism in Eukaryota, Viridiplantae, Streptophyta, Magnoliopsida, Malvales, Dipterocarpaceae. The record is from the annotation of a GenBank genome assembly.
CAAUUUUUUUUACAAAAACUUAGAGGUCAGUAAUUUAAUUUAGAAUAUUUAUAUGGAUUGGGUGUGAAACAAUGCUUGUUUUCAUGUAUUUUGCACUUCCACCCUUCAAGCCUUUCUUUUUGAUACAUUAAGAUUCUCUUCUUAAUUUCACUUGAAUUUGCUAAGCAUCUUCCAGGAAAUGCAACCUGCUAUUGCCUAGUGCCUAUUUGAGUUGUUUCUUCUCCUUAGUUGGCUCAUCAACUCCUCGCAUCAGAAAUUGAACCUGCCGCUACUUCUAACAAUUUGCUUUGCAAGGCCCAAGUUGAUUAUCAGUGUCCAACUUUACCUAUUUCUUCUGCUAAUCUUGCAUUGAAAUUCAUCGGUGGACAAAAUGAUGGACAAAAUGAAGGACAAAAUGAUGGACAAAAUGAAGGACAAAAUGAUGGACAAAAUGAGCGACAAAAUUAUUGAGAAAGUUGAGAAUUUUGUUGAGAAUUUUGUAGACCACCACGGAAAACUUGAAGAAGAUCUGAAUGAGUUGAGAAGCGAAUGGCAGGUUCUAAAGAGGAGAAAAAUUGACGUUAAUUCAAGAAUACAAGUAAACGUAGAGGUUCACUCGGGCCAGGUGGUGAAAGAAGAAGUAAAGGGAUGGCUUGAAGAUGUUCAAAAGAUCGAACAAGACAUACAAGAUGUUGAAGAAAGAGUAGGCACAGUUUCAUACCACAAACGUGCUAGUUUUGAUAAACUUGUGCGUGAAAAAAUUGAUGUGGUGAAGAGGAUUCGAGAGAGGGGCAUUUUCGAAGGGGGCCUUGGGAUUAAGAGAGCUCCAGGUUGUGGAAUGUUAAUUCCAACAGAAAAUUUAGAGGGUGAAAUUUCUGCUAAAGGUGAAAUUUGGGAGCACUUGAUGGGCAAUAAAAUUGGAAUGAUUGGGGUUUGCGGUAUUGGUGGAGUUGGUAAGACUACAAUCAUGAAGCAUGUUAAUAAUGAUUUGUUGAAGGGAAGCAUAUUCCAAAAAGUGAUUUGGGUUACUGUAUCAUACCCUCUCAAUGUUUUUCAACUACAAAAGAAGAUUGCACUUGCUAUGGGCAAAACACUUCUAGAAGAUGAAGAAGAAAUGAUGCGGGCUGCAGCACUAAUGGAGAUAAUGAGAAGAGUGAGAUUUGUGCUAAUAUUAGAUGAUGUAAGGGAAAAGUUUUCUCCCAAGGAUGUUGGAAUCCCGGAGCUAGUGCAGAAUAAGAGCAAAGUAGUCAUCACUACUAGAUCUAUUGAAGUAUGCAAGUAUUUAGGUUGUAAGAUUGUUAAAGUGCAGCCUCUUUCACCAGAGGAGUCUCUAAACCUAUUCCUCGAGAAGGUUGGACGUGAUGUUUUACAAAAAGUUUCAGGAUUGGAAGAAACCUUGAAGCUUAUUGUGGAGCAGUGCGAGGGCUUGCCACUGGCAAUUGUUUCAAUAGCAGGGAGUUUGAAGGGAGAAUAUGAUAUUGCAGAGUGGAGAAAUGCCCUAAGAGCACGUUUGGAAGUGUAGGAUUGGAUAAGAUUGGAUAUGAUAUAAAUAAUGGGAUUAGAUUGGAUUGGACAAUAUAAUAGUACAAUCCUAUGUUUAGAGAGCUCUAGUUUAAAAAUAAAAAUGUAUAUUUAUU